GAUAAGCUUGCUUCCGAAAUCUCGCCAGAUGCAGCCCUUCAUGCACCGCAACUUAACUCAAAUUCACUUAUAAAUUCUCAUACAAAUCCCCGCAAAUUCAACACAACAUUCCUCUUAUCUUUUUUUCUCCUAAGCUUUAACCAAAGAUGGAGAUUCAGCUGGAGCAAGAGCAGCCAUCGUCGCAGUCUUAUAAAAAGAUUGUAAUGGUGGCUUCUAUUGCCUCCGGGGUCCAGUUCGGCUGGGCGCUUCAGCUGUCUUUACUCACUCCUUACGUUCAGCUUCUCGGAAUCCCUCACAAAUGGGCUUCCCUCAUUUGGCUCUGCGGCCCCGUCUCCGGGAUGCUCGUGCAGCCGAUUGUUGGCUUCCAUAGUGAUACAUGCACGUCCCGUUUCGGCCGCCGCCGGCCCUUCAUUGCGGCCGGGGGUAUUCUUGUCGCCAUUGCCGUCUUCCUCAUCGGCUUCGCUGCCGAUUUGGGACACCUGUUCGGAGACUCAAUGACCCGGGAGAUCAAACCCCGGGCUAUUGCCAUCUUCGUUCUCGGGUUUUGGAUCCUAGACGUGGCGAACAACACGCUUCAGGGCCCCUGCCGGGCGUUUCUGGCGGAUCUUUCCGGGAAUAGCUACAAGAAAACUCGUGCUGCUAACUAUUUUUUCUCCUUCUUCAUGGCCGUCGGUAACGUUCUCGGCUUUGCCGCCGGCUCCUACACUCGCCUCUACCACAUGUUCCCGUUUACAAAAACAAAAUCUUGUGAUUCCUACUGCGCGAAUUUAAAGACGUGUUUCAUCCUCUCCAUAACACUCCUCUUAACGCUAACAACGGCGUCGCUGAGUUACGUACGCGACAGCCCCUGGUCACGGGAAAAUGCUGGAAACAAAGGAUCCGGCGAAGAAAAAGUCGGAGAGGAGUCGUCAAAAGUGCCGUUUUUCGGAGAAAUCUUUGGCGCCUUAAAGGGUUUACAAAAACCCAUGCGGAUUCUUCUUCUGGUGACGGCACUCAACUGGAUCGCAUGGUUCCCGUUCUUGCUGUUUGAUACAGACUGGAUGGGGCGGGAAGUUUACGGCGGGAACUCGAAGGGGAACGCGGAGGAGCUCAGAAUGUACAACGCGGGCGUGCGGGCAGGAGCCUUGGGUUUAAUGCUAAAUGCCGUCGUUUUGGGGCUGACGUCUCUCGGGGUUGAGUUUUUGGCACGUGCGGUUGGUGGGGUGAAGCGGCUGUGGGGGAUUGUAAAUUUUUUACUGGCGUUUUGUUUGGCCAUGACUCUUUUGAUCACCAAAUUGGCGGAAUCGAAUCGGCGAGAGGUGGCCGCAGCGAACAGUGCCGCCACCGGCCAUAUUUUGCCACCUCCGGUUGGUGUUAAAGUUGGUGCUUUGGCCAUCUUCGCUGUGAUGGGGAUCCCACAAGCAGUUACAUUCAGUGUUCCAUUUGCUUUAGCAUCCAUAUUCUCCAAAUCUUCUACUGCUGGCCAAGGGCUUUCCUUGGGAGUUCUUAACCUUGCUAUAGUUAUUCCUCAGAUGUUGGUGUCUGUAAUUGGAGGACCCUUUGAUGCUCUAUUUGGAGGUGGCAACAUCCCCGCUUUCAUUGCCGGAGCUGUCGCUGCUGCAGCAAGCGGCAUUGUGGCACUCACCAUCCUGCCAUCGCCGCCGCCAGAUGCUUCAGCAGCUGAAACUCCAGUGGUUGGAUUUCAUUAAAUAUAUGUGGGUUUUAGAUUUAGUUGAAGCUAGCAGAAGAAAGCCUUUGUUUUAGUUGAAGCUCGCAGAAAAAUAAAAUUAAUGAGCAUUGUGGUAUCACAAUGCGAAAAAAGGGGAUAAAAAUUUUGUUAUAACAUCGGUAGAGAUGCUGUCUUCGAUUGCAGUGCAAGCUAACCAUAAGUUUGUCUUUGUUUGGCAAAGUUCUGAAUUUAAUGCAUGGCUAGCUUCUUUGGUUCA
Mangifera indica (mango) is the source of this 1925-nucleotide messenger RNA. Its product is annotated as sucrose transport protein SUC2-like. Lineage: Eukaryota; Viridiplantae; Streptophyta; Magnoliopsida; Sapindales; Anacardiaceae. Gene Ontology annotation, biological process: sucrose transport. The transcript is spliced from 4 exons. The record is from RefSeq and is a predicted model, not a curated record. Gene Ontology annotation, molecular function: sucrose:proton symporter activity. The coding region runs from base 147 to 1688 and encodes 513 amino acids. Gene Ontology annotation, cellular component: vacuole; plasma membrane.